AUGACACCGAGUACAAACAAUAACGUUAAAAAGCAACAAGCAAUGCAACCAGACGAUUGGGCCAAUGCAAUGCAAGGCGGGGCAGCAUUCGCAUCCGCACUCCUCAAUGGACGCGGGAACGAGCGCUCGGCAUCAUCUCCCAAUCUCGCAUUCGAUUCGUGCCGUCGUGCAUCAUAA
Messenger RNA from Sclerotinia sclerotiorum 1980 UF-70, 177 nucleotides. RefSeq lists its product with no specific name. The transcript is spliced from 2 exons. Bases 1 to 177 code for a protein of 58 amino acids. NCBI's taxonomy places the organism in Eukaryota, Fungi, Ascomycota, Leotiomycetes, Helotiales, Sclerotiniaceae. The record is from RefSeq and is a predicted model, not a curated record.